GGGCGCCGCAGCUUCCUGCCAAGCACCGCGCAGCCGCCUCCGCCGCAGGAUCCCCCGGUGCAGGCCUCCGUGCUGGUGCGGAUCCUGGGGCUCAGCCGCACGCGCCCUGCCGGAUCCUGUGCCGACCCACCGCACUAUGCGCGCGGUGCUGCCGGCCGCUCCGCUCCUGCCGCUGCUGCUGCUCGCGCUCCUGGCAGCUCCUGCCGCCCGCGCCAGCAGAGCCGAGUCCGUCUCCGUGCCGCGGCCAGAACCCGAGCGCGAGUCGCGGCCACCUCCCGGCCCGGGGCCCGGGAACACCACCCGGUUUGGGUCUGGGGCGGCGGGCGGCAGCGGCAGCUCCAACAGCAGCGGCGACGCCUUGGUAACCCGCAUUUCCACCCUCCUCCGCGACCUACCCACCCUCAAGGCGGCCGUGAUCGUGGCGUUCGCCUUCACCACCCUCCUCAUCGCCUGCCUGCUGCUGCGCGUCUUCAGGUCAGGAAAGAGGUUAAAGAAGACCCGCAAGUAUGAUAUCAUCACCACUCCAGCUGAGCGAGUGGAAAUGGCGCCACUAAAUGAAGAGGAUGAUGAGGAUGAGGACUCCACAGUAUUCGACAUCAAAUACAGGUAAAACCUGUUUCCCAGUCUGUUGGCAUCCUGUGGAAAGUUGGUCAGCUGCAACCUGGGGUGUGAAGACCUGGAAGCCCUCUCGCGUCAGAGGUGUUGAAACCAAAACGAAUGUUAUGUAUAAAACCCCAGCUCCAUCGUGGGUGUCAGACGUCUGCUCAGAGUGUCACUGGCAAGCUCGUUUCCACAUCACCACAACGGAGUUGCUUCUGCCACCCUUUGGGCGCCCCUUUAAAGUAUCCCCCAUUUCUACUCCCCGUGUAAGAGGCUUUGUGCCUUGCUAUGGAGCAAAGGGUAGAAACAUGUUGAUUUUAAAAAAGUGUUUUUAAGACAAUUGUUGACAAUAGUAAAAGAGAUCAGGAGGAUCAAGAAUCUAAAACAAGCCUGAAGGAUGUCCAACUGUGUAUUUAGAAUUUCUGACAUUCUUCUCUACUGGAUCUACACAUUGGACCCCGUCUGAUCCUUUGCUGUUUUUUUGGCUUGGUCAGGUCCUGGCCUCAUUUUGGCAUUACCCGUGUCAGAGUUCAAGGUGGAUGUGCUUAGAGCUGGUCAGCCCCUUCCAGACCUGGACAUGUCUGUGGUUCCUUUCCAUCCCUCCCUCCCUCCCUCCCUCCCUUCUCUCUCUCUCUCUCUCUCUCUCUCUCUCUCUCUCUCUCUCUCUCUCUCUUCCUUCCUUCCUUCCUUCCUUCCUUCCUUCCUUCCUUCCUCUUUCUUUCUUAAAAAAAAAGGUUCAGCAGAAAUCAGCAUGGCUACUUCACAAAGAAUUUCUAGUAUCAGGGAGAAACUGUGUCUGUGUGCACUUGUGCUCACAUGCACAUGUGUGAUAAAAGUUUCUCCUUCUCUGAAGGGAAAGGAAAGUGCUAGGCAGCUUGUGAUUAGCAGCAUUCUUUGUGCUUUUUUGUUGUCCCUCUGCUCUGUCACAGUUCUACGUUGUUUGCAUUAGAAAUGUAAUUUUUAAAAACCAUUUUAAAAAUGAACGGUGAUUCAGCUGGCUGGAAAAAAGCACACUGUCAGGGGACUAUAUUUGAAGUCAGUCUAGACUGGGCUGGACUAGAAACCCACCUGGACCCAGGAGACCCAACAAGACCCAGGAGGUCCCUGCAGGAAGGCAGAGGUUCAGGUGAGAGUGGCUCACCUCUGAGCUGGUGAAGUGAGGACUCGCUGGUGAUGUGACCCAGAGAUCUGCUGCUGGCUUCUGGAGACAGGGCCUUGGGCUGACUUCUCAGGUUGAUUGAGGCCUCCCGACUAGCAGUAUUCCCAGGCUAGAGGUGAUUGGCUGCAACAAAGAUGCUUCUAUUAGUCUAUUAGCAGUGCCUUUGGGACCCUGGGAUUUUGCUGUCUCUAGAAAUGUGUUUUUUAUUUUUUAAUUUUUUAUUUCCCCCUUUUUUCCUGGCAUUGCUCCAGGGUUUGUGUAUUUGCCUGUUUGUUGUCCUACUCUCUUUUUUUGGAUGAAAACUCCAGCCUUUCCUGACUCACCUCCAUCUUCAGGUUCUUCAGUUUUCUGAGAAGAGUGGGGAUAUGUGGGAAGGGGCAUGGGAGCUCGGCAGCCUCCACCUGCCAGGAAGGCAGUCUGGCCUCUGCAGGAAAGAGCAGAGCCCGUGGGAAGCCCUGCGUGAGCAUGGCGCAGCCGGCCCACCACGCAUGGCAUUGCCAGCCACGGGGGAUCUGCGUGUAGUCUCUGCUCCCUGCAUUUCACCUUCUUUGUUGACUUUCCUUCUCUAUUUUCCCCCAUCUGUUUGCCAGAGGGGUGGAACUGGCAACAGAACAGCCGUGGCUGCUUUAUCUCUCCUCUCCACGGUAUACUCAGGCCUGAGUGGUGACUCACAGGAGCCCAGCCACCUCGCAGCUGUUCGCCCCCUCAACCUUUGAACUGGAACUGCUGGCUCAUACAGGGUUUUCGACAACUGCAGCUGAAUCUCAUGGAAAAGCUGGAUUCCUCUGCCUUACGCAGAAAUACCCGGGCUCCAUCCGCCAGGGGCUUGCCACUGGUCCUGGUAGAAGUGGCAGCUGCUGAGAGUGACCUUCCAAAUCCUUGGUGGCACUUCAGCACUACAGGCUCUCCAAUAAAAACCCUUUAGACACAAA
Messenger RNA from Rhinopithecus roxellana (golden snub-nosed monkey), 2691 nucleotides. It is a transcript of the gene FAM174B, whose product is annotated as family with sequence similarity 174 member B. Lineage: Eukaryota; Metazoa; Chordata; Mammalia; Primates; Cercopithecidae. The record is from RefSeq and is a predicted model, not a curated record. The coding region runs from base 137 to 610 and encodes 157 amino acids. The transcript has 3 exons.